Mercurialis annua (annual mercury) is the source of this 2544-nucleotide messenger RNA. Its product is annotated as pentatricopeptide repeat-containing protein At5g42310, chloroplastic. The record is from RefSeq and is a predicted model, not a curated record. NCBI's taxonomy places the organism in Eukaryota, Viridiplantae, Streptophyta, Magnoliopsida, Malpighiales, Euphorbiaceae. Gene Ontology annotation, cellular component: chloroplast. The coding region runs from base 61 to 2163 and encodes 700 amino acids. The transcript has 5 exons. Gene Ontology annotation, molecular function: protein binding.
AAUUUCCAUGUCAAUAAGCAAAAUCUAGAAACAAUUCCACGUCUCCGUUUUAACGAUAACAUGCUUCUUUUUCCACCACCACUCCCAACUCGCUUCCCUCCCUCCGCCGUUACUUCUCCCCUCCACCACCACCACCACCACCACCAUCACCUUAUCUUCCAGCCGCUAUUCUCCGCCACCAACGGCUCCACAAUAACAACAACUAAUUUCGCCGUCUCUCUUAAUAAUAAUAACCAAAACGACGUCACCGAGCAAGAACAAGAACACGAACAAGACAUUCUCUCUUUACAGAGCCGCCGUUACGAUUUCACUCCACUUCUCAAUUUCUUAUCCAAUCAAAUCGAACCUUCUACAACUACUUCUACACCUACGUCAUUAGACGUUACAGAAUUCCAACUCGCUGAGUCAUACCGAGCCGUACCUGGCCCACUCUGGCACUCACUUCUUAAAUCACUCUGCUCAGCUCCUGAUUCCAUCGGUUUAGCAUACGCUGUCGUUUCAUGGCUUCAGAAACACAAUCUGUGCUUCUCUUACGAGUUACUCUACUCUAUUCUGAUUCACGCGCUCGGCCGUUCCGAGAAGCUUUACGAGGCGUUUUUGUUGUCUCAGAAGCAAGUUUUAUCUCCUUUAACUUAUAAUGCUUUAAUUAAUGCAUGUGCCCGAAAUAAUGAUAUUGAAAAAGCUAUUAAUUUGAUUUCUAGGAUGCGACAGGAUGGUUAUCCUUCUGAUUUUGUUAAUUACAGUUUGAUUAUUCAGUCUCUUGUUAGGUCUAACAAGAUUGAUUCUUCCAUUUUGGAAAAGCUUUAUAAUGAAAUCGUAUUUGAUAAGCUUGAGUUUGAUGUUCAGCUUUCUAAUGAUAUAAUUGUUGGCUUUGCUAAGGCUGGUGAUCCUACUAAGGCUAUGGAGUUUUUAGGCAUGGUUCAAGGGACUGGAUUGAGCCCGAAAACGGCCACUCUUGUUGCCGUUAUUUCGGCUUUGGGUGAUUCUGGUAGGAUUGUCGAAGCUGAGGCUAUUUUUGAGGAAAUGAAAGAUAAUGGAUUGAAACCGAAAACCAGGGCUUAUAAUGCGCUUCUUAAAGGGUAUGUUAAAGCUGGUUUGUUGAAAGACGCGGAAUCUGUUGUUUCGGAGAUGGAAAGGACUGGGGUUUCACCCGAUGAAUGUUCUUAUAGUUUGUUGAUUGAUGCUUAUGCGAAUGCAGGGAGAUGGGAAAGUGCCAGAAUUGUGUUGAAAGAAAUGGAAGCGAAUAAUGUUAUGCCUAAUUCUUAUGUUUAUAGUAGGAUUUUAGCUAGUUAUAGGGACAAAGGGGAGUGGCAGAAAUCCUUUCAGGUUUUGAGGGAAAUGAAGAACAAUGGGGUGCGUCCUGAUAGGCAUUUCUAUAACGUGAUGAUUGAUACUUUUGGUAAGUUCAAUUGCCUUGAUCAUGCUAUGGCAACCUUUGAUAGGAUGAUAUCUGAGGGAAUACAGCCUGAUAAUGUUACAUGGAAUACGCUUAUAGAUUGCCAUUGUAAGGCAGGCCGGCAUGAGAGAGCAGAAGAGUUAUUUGAGGAAAUGAUGGACAAAGGAUAUUCACCUUGUACCACGUCGUAUAACAUUAUGAUUAAUUCAUUUGGAGAGCAGGAGAGGUGGGAUGAUGUGAAAAGCUUUGUGGGGAAUAUGCGAAGUUUGGGUUUAUUGCCUAAUAUUAUAACAUACACAACACUUAUUGAUAUUUAUGGAAAAUCAGGAAGGUUUAGUGAUGCAAUUGAGUGCUUAGAAGACAUGAAGUCAACUGGUUUGAAGCCGUCAUCUACGAUGUAUAAUGCACUGAUAAAUGCCUAUGCUCAAAAGGGUUUAUCUGAGCAGGCAUUAAAUGCAUUUAGGCUGAUGAGAGCAGAUGACCUAAAGCCUAGUCUUUUAGCUCUUAAUUCCUUGAUCAAUGCAUUUGGCGAGGAUAGGAGAGAUGCUGAAGCCUUUGCAGUCUUGACGUACAUGAAGGAAAAUGACUUGAAGCCUGAUGUGGUAACAUAUACUACUCUUAUGAAAGCUCUGAUUCGUGCUGAUAAGUUUGAUAAGGUGCCUUCAGUUUAUGAAGAAAUGAUUUUGUGCGGGUGCACUCCCGACAGAAAAGCUAGAGCAAUGCUACGGUCUGCACUGAGAUACAUGAAGCAGACGCUAAAGCUGUAGCUAAAAUGUCAGGAUAGUUGUAUCAAGCAAAGUUUGGGAUCAAUUGUCAAGGAUUCAUGUUCAAGCUUGUUGCUCAUCUGUUAAUUCGAGGUCCAUAUGCAGUAUCAAACUCAUAAGCUACGAGCACGACUAACAUGGUAGUCCUCUGGACUUGAUGACUUGGCAGGAACAACGGGAUGUAUGCACAUUCAUAAUUUGGAAGGGAUUCCAGUCGAUAAGCAAGGGAAUUCCAGAGCUGAAAAACAUACUGUAAUAUAAAUGCACAGAUUUGAUGACAUUAUUGUUACAUAUUAGUCAGUAUUGUAACAUAUGAAAGCAAUAGGUGUAAUUUUUGUUUGGAACUGAAUAGUCGAGCAUAUAAAUGAACAGAGACAGUUCUAC